ACUGGUUUUAGUUAUUGCGGUCUCGUAAUACAAAAAGACUUAUAUUCAAAAAGCGAACUCUUUCGGCAUUUAAUGGGACUGUGCUUAAAAAACUCAAGUUAUAAAAAACUGCGCUUUUUGAUUGUGUUUACGAAAAGUUUGAGUCCAUUUAUUUGCGUUUGAGAAAUAAGACCGAAUUUUUAGUCCCAUUCGGAAGCGCGUUAUUAAAAAUAAGAUUUGAUCAAUUCUUGAAAAUACGCGCCAUAUCAGGUAUUGCAUAACAGUUUUGGAAUUUCAUUUGCAGUUGGUUUCUUUGCCCUAAUUAGGGUUGGUUUCGAUUUCGUGUUUGUGAACCCUUUUAAUCUAGACCGAUCAGAAAUUGUCCUCAAAAGAAGUCUCAGUCAUCGACGAACGACUUUUAUGAUCCUGAACAAUUGAAACGCCACGUUAUCGCAUCGUGUCUAUACUCAAUUCAGUAGCUUUCUUUUGCUUGUUUCUAAAAAAAGCAAAUUUAACAACUUUUUUGAGCGCCAGCGAGUUAUUAUUUUAUAAAACAGGCUAUCUGAAAAUUUCUGCUUCUGUUUCAAAUUUGACAAAAUGGUCGAAGACACUAAAACUCCUAGAACCACGAACAAAAAUGUAUCGACCAUAGCUUCCAAAUGGGCCGACUUUCAACUCUUCCUCUGGAACAAGGAGAGGAAAGAAGUUGCAGGACGAACUGCCAGGAGUUGGGCCGAGAUCACGUUGUUCUUCAUCGUGCUGUACGUGUGUCUGGCUGUUUUCUGGGUCGGACUGCUCUACCUGGUCCAGCUGAGACUGCCUUCAGUCGAAAAUGGACCCCUCUACUCCGACUACCUCACUCACAGAGGGCCAGGUUUGCACGUGAUUCCACCUGCUAAUGCCAUUGGGCGGGACAAACAGAAAGUCUACUUCUACGAUGAAGCCAACCAGUACAAACAAAACAUAUACGAUUUCAUUUCUGAGCACAGUGAGAAUGAUGGAAAGUCGGAUGAUAGCAGGUGGGAUUUAUGUGACGAGAAGAGAGUGAAUGGAUCCUGGGACGAAUACAAGCCGUGCUUCUUCUUCUACCUAAAUGCAGUUCACAACUUCGUCCCACAGCCCCCAGAAGAAGACGGAACAGUAACUAUACAGUGCAAACCUGCGCACAGUGAGAAUGAUGGAAAGUCGGAUGAUAGCAGGUGGGAUUUAUGUGACGAGAAGAGAGUGAAUGGAUCCUGGGACGAAUACAAGCCGUGCUUCUUCUUCUACCUAAAUGCAGUUCACAACUUCGUCCCACAGCCCCCAGAAGAAGACGGAACAGUAACUAUACAGUGCAAACCUGCGAAACCCAAAUACGAGAAGUUCUUUUUGGGUUCACAUUCGUUCCCGAAGGAUGGCUUCAACUUGGACAAGUUCCCCUGGAAGUAUGGAAUGGAUUGGAUGAGGGAGGCACCAGUUGUCGUUGUCCAGAUAGAACUGAAUAAAGAGGAGAUGGAGAAAAAAGAGGAGGAUGCCAGAAUAGUGUGCAGCGCCAUAGCUAAAAACAUCUACUUGGACUCAGAGAAACCAAACAUUGGCUCAGUAGAUUUCAGAAUCAGACUGCCGUAAAGAAGAGAAAGAAUAGAAAGCUCCGAGGAUUGUGUUCCUAAACGAGGACAUAACGCAGGACAAAAACUGUUCAAUAUCUUACCCGAGUAUUAUUAGCUUCGAUUUCUCUCUAAUCCGUCCUGUAAUGAUUUAUACUGAGUGAGGAAGUGUUUCCUUGGGCUAAGUUUAUUAAAAAUUUUUUUACAAAGUCUAUUUAAUAAAGCAUUUUUAUUCGGAAAAUUGAUACUCAUUUACAAAGAAAGAUGGAGGAGGGUCUUAACUUUGCAACAUUGCUCAUAUUUAAUUUUGUCGGAAUUAAUUCUGAACGUAUCUGAACUUAUCUUAACUAACUCUGAAGCUAUUGCAGUUUACAAACAUUCGAGAACUUGCUUGUUGUCAUCAUUUGCUUUGUAGGAUCAAAUGAAGGCUUCACUUU
Symsagittifera roscoffensis is the source of this 2002-nucleotide messenger RNA. RefSeq names its product sodium/potassium-transporting ATPase subunit beta-1-like. Gene Ontology annotation, molecular function: ATPase activator activity. The record is from RefSeq and is a predicted model, not a curated record. Gene Ontology annotation, biological process: intracellular potassium ion homeostasis; sodium ion export across plasma membrane; intracellular sodium ion homeostasis. Bases 577 to 1587 code for a protein of 336 amino acids. Gene Ontology annotation, cellular component: sodium:potassium-exchanging ATPase complex. NCBI's taxonomy places the organism in Eukaryota, Metazoa, Xenacoelomorpha, Acoela, Convolutidae. The transcript is spliced from 9 exons.